Molecule: messenger RNA, 1451 nt
Organism: Chlamydomonas reinhardtii
Lineage: Eukaryota; Viridiplantae; Chlorophyta; Chlorophyceae; Chlamydomonadales; Chlamydomonadaceae
Exons: 9
Coding region: 219-1103 (294 amino acids)
Biological process (GO): formaldehyde catabolic process
Cellular component (GO): cytosol
Molecular function (GO): S-formylglutathione hydrolase activity
Source: RefSeq, a predicted model, not a curated record
GUCAUCCCCCAACACUUGAAACAUUACAUAUAUUGUAUAUCGCGUUAGUGGCAUUUGGAACAGCCUUACCCACGGUUCGCCCACGAUCAUCGCAACCGCGGUUCCUUUCCCUCCUGCUAUUUAUGCUUCUUCCCAGCACCCGCUGUCACCUCGCCCAAGUCAAAGGCUUCCGGAAGUCUGCACGCGCAGUUCUGAGCUCGCGCAGAGUUAUUGCAGCCAUGGCCACUCCGGAGGUGUCUGAGGUCGCCGUCAAUAAGCAGUUCGGUGGAUUCAACCGCCGCUACAAGCACAAGAGCAGCAGCCUAGGAUGCGAGAUGACCUUCACCAUCUACUACCCGCCGGCAGCAGCCGGCGGCAAGGUGCCUGUGCUCUACUUCCUAUCGGGCCUGACCUGCAAUGACGAGAACUUCAUCACCAAGAUCUGGCAUAUGUGCAUGACAGGUGCCCAGCGCCAGGCAGCUGCUCGUGGCGUGGCCCUCAUUGCACCUGACACUUCGCCGCGUGGCCUGGGCGUGGAGGGUGAGUCGGAGUCGUGGGACUUUGGCGUGGGCGCGGGGUUCUACGUCAACGCCACGCAGCCCAAGUGGAAGAACUGGCGCAUGUACGAGUACGUGACCGAGGAGCUACCGGCGCUGCUGCGCGCCGCGCCGCUGGGCUCCAGCCUGGAUCUGGACCGUGCCUCCGUGUUCGGCCACUCCAUGGGCGGCCACGGCGCCCUUGUGGUGGGGCUGCGCAACCCCACCCGCUUCCGCACCAUCUCCGCCUUCUCGCCCAUCUCGAACCCCAUCAACGCGCCCUGGGGCGUCAAGGCAUUCACGGGCUACCUGGGUGAGGACAAGGCGGCGUGGAAGGAGUACGACGCCUCGGAGCUGCUGAGGGGCUUCAAUGGCGACGUCAAGCCCGCCAUCCUGGUGGACACGGGCAGCGCCGACAAGUUCCUGACUGAGCAGCUCAAGCCCGACAGCCUGGAGGCCGCGGCCAAGGAGAGCGGCUACGGCAAUGUCACCGUGCGGAUGCAGGACGGCUACGACCACUCUUACUUCUUCAUCUCUUCCUUCAUCGACGACCACAUCAAUUUCCACGCGGAUGCACUGACCAAGUAGCUUGGUUCUUUAGUUAAGGCUGUGGUGCACAGGCGUUGAAACUUAAAUGCGGGCAAGCAGGUGUGACGUUACACGCUGAGCGGCAGGAUGCGAAUGUGCUGAUUAGACGUUACAGUUGUGGUGGUGUGGGCCAGGAAGGCACUUAGCUGGCAUACGGUAGAUUGAUGUCAAGAGGCACGUAAGAGAGCGAGAGUGUGUUAAAGAGCACAAGGAAGACAAAGCGCAAAGGCAGAGUGUGUGAAUGGCAUUGUGGCACAGACAGUUGCCCGCAGCACCUUUUGAUGCAAACAUUGUAUCAUACUGUUAUACCAGCACAAUGUGGACACUAAUGCCGAACCAUACUACAGA